Molecule: messenger RNA, 897 nt
Organism: Acaulospora colombiana
Lineage: Eukaryota; Fungi; Glomeromycota; Glomeromycetes; Diversisporales; Acaulosporaceae
Source: the annotation of a GenBank genome assembly
AUGGCUAGUCCCGCCAGACAUGAUUACGAAAAUCCUGCGGUGACAGAUGAUGAUGAUACGGAAGUUUUAUCUCAUUCCAAUCAUCUACCAUCUACUUUUCUCAAAACUCGGCAGAACAUUGCCGCCUCCGCACAAGUUUUCAUGCUAGGGGUACCGCCAAAGUUGGCAAAUGUUUGGUUCUCGGAAUUUGGGGAGCAAAAUUUUGCCACUUCAAUUGGAGUCACGGCCAACAAUGCAGGAAUCGCUGCGGGAUUUCUAUUAUCCCCUUGGAUGAUUAAAGAAAAAACGGCGGAAUACGAUGUACCGAAAUAUUUGUUGCUGCAAUUUGGUUUUUGUUCGCUGGUCUAUUUGUGCCUGCUUUUUACGUUCAGAUCAGCACCCAGAGAAAUUCCAAGCCGGAUGGUUAGACGAAGGGAUUCUACAACUUCACUAUCCGCCACAAUUUGUUUUUCAAACAUUAACCACUACGUUACAGAUAGACCAUUCAUGUUACUAACAGUUUCCUACGGGAUGAUUACAGGUGGUCAAUAUGCAUUGAGCACGCUAUUGGCACAAAUAAUUCUACCCGUGUUUAGGGAAUACAAUGAGUAUGCAACGAUGAUAACGUCAAAGCAAUUGCCAGAUGACGAAAUUGCAACGACCGGAAUCCUGAAUACCUUUUCUCAAAUAUGGGGAAUCAUCCUGAUUUCCGUCAUGAGUUCAAUCGAAAAUUCGGAUAGCAAAUAUACCAUGGAAUUACCAAACUGGGUAUUAUUCAUAAUUGUGUCAUUUGGUCUGAUUUUAUUAUUGUUAAUGCCAGCAGCAGAAGACAGUAAUCUUGGUUCUCGGGACGAAUUGCUAUAUGAUGAAAAUUUUAUUGAGGAAAUUAUGGAUGAGGAAGAGGGAAUCGAACGGUAA